Molecule: messenger RNA, 711 nt
Organism: Nezara viridula (southern green stink bug)
Lineage: Eukaryota; Metazoa; Arthropoda; Insecta; Hemiptera; Pentatomidae
Source: the annotation of a GenBank genome assembly
CACUAUGUUUACAGUUAGCAUGGUUUAGUAUAUUCUAUUUGUUUAAUUUUGAUUGCAAUUCUUAUCAUGUCUAAUUCUCACUUAUUUAUGACUUCGGGCUUUCCUAGAGCCCCUCUGAAAAAUGGUAUUGGUAGAUAUAUAUGCCAGCUCAAAAGAGUUACCAUAAAAUUUUGCAAAAAUCAUGGAGACAGUAGAGGAAUCAGAGAAUUCAUUGAAACAGAACUCGUUGAUUUUUCAAGAAAAAAUCCUGGUGUUGUUGUGUAUGUGAAGACAAGAAGACAUAGAGCACCAUGUCUCAAUGCUGAAUAUCUUAAUGGACAAAAAGAAUAUAUUAACUGCCAUAACUUUUCCAAAGAUGAAGUUAACAAGUGGUUACACCUACUUCUUUCAAGAUCAGGAAAAGAGGUCAUGAGGUACAGGAAAAUGUGGCAUACAGAUAACCCUUCUAUACAAGGAAUUUGGACUCCAUUUACCUUCAAGGACCCAAAAUUAAAUGUUGCUUCUUUCCCAUUGAAUGUCUACUGGGGACCACCCAAUCCUAAGCCAACUGCUACAGAAAUUGUCAUGGAAAUGUUUAGAAAACAGAAACUUGAAGAUAACCAAACUGAUGAUAUCACAAUAAAUGAAAAAGAUAAUGUAAAGUCAAGUCAAGGACAGUAGAUUCUUAUUUUGUUUGUUAUGGUAUAUAAUUUUUAGUUAUUCUUUAGCUCA